UUUUGUCAUUGUUGCUAGUCGUCGAGUUUUAAUCGCGAAUACAUUUUUUUGUUCUCACUCUGAUGCUUUUUUGCACUCUAAAAAUGGGAAUUGCGGCAGUCAUUUUCGACCUAGACAAUACUUUGAUAUGGACGAAACAAUCUGAUGCUAAUGCCUUUGUGCAGGUUGCAAGAUUUGUCCAGAAAGAAACUCCAAGCUGUAAUGCAGAAGAGAUAGUCUCAACAUUCAGGAAGUUGCUACAAUCAGCAGAAAAAGACCCUGAAAACAAGAUUCCCAUAGAUGAAUGGAGGACCCAACUCUGGAAAACUGCACUCAACUCCAACCAGAAUGAAGAGUUUGCUGCCCGAGUUUACCAACUCUGGAAGAAGCUACGACUUGAGGGGUUGUAUUUUGACGAAGAGGUGAGGGCCCAACUGAAGCGUUUACGGCUAAGGUAUAAAUUGCUUCUUCUGACCAAUGGAGAUAGUCAAGUCCAGCGAGAGAAAGUUGCCCAGAUAGGAGCAGAAGAUUUCUUUGAUGAGAUCGUCAUCAGCGGAGACCAUCCUGAGCCAAAGCCGCAUCCAUCCAUCUUCAAGACAUCUUGUAAACUGCUUGGUGUGGAGGCCUCACAGUGCGUCAUGGUGGGUGAUAGUCAGGAGACCGAUAUUCAGGGUGGAGCUAAUGCUAGGGUCCUGGCUACUGUGUGGAUCAAUCCACAUGGAAAGCAACCCAGCUCAGACUAUGUCAAAGCAGACUAUACCAUUAAGUCUGUCCUAGAGAUAGACAGCAUUUUACAACAGCUUCAUCCUCCUUCUUGAUGCCUUAUUCUUGCGUUGUAAUGAAGACAUUCCAAAUAUUCCAUCUCGCUAUUUAUUUAUUGCUUGUUUCUAUUUCAUUUGCAUUCCCUUUCUAUGAUAACUGUAUUUAGCAUUUUGAGGAUGGUUGUUAAGUAACUUAAAGCCUGCAAGACCAUGCUUCUUUCAAAAUGAUAGUUUUGUAAGUUUGUACCUGGUAGUUUAAUGCCAUGGUAUGUCUUAUACAGUGACAGUGAGGAAGUUUUGUAGUGAUUGUCUGGGAAUAUAGGGCUACAGACCUGCCAACCAGUAUGAUUUAGUUGUAUUUUGUACAAUUUUUUUUUUCUUCAAUUUUGUGUGUGUGUGUGUGCCAUUUUCAAUGGCAAAAUGCCC
Molecule: messenger RNA, 1166 nt
Organism: Strongylocentrotus purpuratus (purple sea urchin)
Lineage: Eukaryota; Metazoa; Echinodermata; Echinoidea; Camarodonta; Strongylocentrotidae
Gene: nanp
Product: N-acylneuraminate-9-phosphatase
Exons: 2
Coding region: 63-797 (244 amino acids)
Molecular function (GO): hydrolase activity
Source: RefSeq, a predicted model, not a curated record